AUGUCAGAGGACCUUGUUGCAAAGGAAGAUGGAUUUGAAGACGAGGAAUCCAGCACAAUGAAGACUAUGAAUAUUGGGGGUGGUGUUGAUGCUCAACUCUCUCUAUAUCUUCAGAGGUGGAAGAGACCCUCCAGAGCUAUGUGUCUUGGGCUGCUGCGUGUUCUCUAAUGGUUGGGAUCAUAGGCCUGACCGUUCAAUAAAAUGGACUCCUUGGUCAGUACUACUCUGCAGGGAGAAACCAACAGGCCAGAUUCAACACCCUCACGAAAGAGAGAGACCAGUUACAGGAAAAGGUGAACAAACUGGACAUGGAACUCAAUGGAAAGAGGACGUUUGGAGAAUCCAUAUACUACCUCUCUACUGAGAAGACAUCCUGGCAUGAGAGAAGACAGGACUGUCAGAAGAGAGGGUUAGACCUGGUGAUCAUAAACAGCGAAGCGAAACAGGAAUUUAUAUAUGGAUUCAAAAAAUGUCUGAAAGUCUGGAUUGACCUGCAUGACAUCAAAAUAGAGGAAGACUGGGAGUGGGUUGACGGCAUAUCAGCUACAACUACUUAUUGGAUGAAAAAUGUACCCAAUAACUAUGACGUCGAGGACUGCGGUAUGUUCGGUGAUAUGGAGUUGAAUUUGGAUAUACAU
Coregonus sp. 'balchen' is the source of this 638-nucleotide messenger RNA. Lineage: Eukaryota; Metazoa; Chordata; Actinopteri; Salmoniformes; Salmonidae. The record is from the annotation of a GenBank genome assembly.